AUGAAUAAAAUCGAUUCAUCUUUUCUAAUUCCUGGUACAAAUAAAUAUAUUGAAGCUGGUGAAUUUAUUGAUCCAUAUCGAAAAUAUUUUGCACCAUUGAAUCUUGUACAUUGGAUGAAAAAUAUGUGGCCUAUAAAUAAAAAUGAUAAUGAACUAUUGGAAAUUCAUGGUCCAUCAAUAUCUCUAUUUGAUGUGCAUGUUAAACAAGAUUUAGAAUUAUCAAAAUUAAUAUGUAGUUAUUAUUUAAAAACAAUUUUAUUUUGGUUAUGUGAAUCAAUAGAUAAAGAACAAUGGACAUAUGAAACAUUGUAUGAUCGUUUUAUACAUUUUAUUGAUUAUAUCAUUGUAUGUUUAGAGCCAAAAAUGUUUAAAACAUUAUUUUAUACCUGA
Messenger RNA from Rotaria sordida, 390 nucleotides. The record is from the annotation of a GenBank genome assembly. Lineage: Eukaryota; Metazoa; Rotifera; Eurotatoria; Philodinida; Philodinidae.